AUGGCGAAGAAAGGAGAGGCGAGAAGAAGGAAACCGAUAACGCCUUCUUCAUCUUCAUCGUCGACGACAACAACAUCAUGUGACUCCGAAACAGAAGACUUGCGACACACGCCACCAAAGCCUUUGCUCUUGACGAAGAGCAAGGGGGGUUACUUGUCGAAGCAAUUAUCGAACUGUGAGACGUCGAGGGACAUCGCAUGGGAGAGGCGACGCCAGCAGAUUUUGAGGCAAGAGAGGGGGAGAAAUGGGAUUUUCGUAGCGAACAAUAAUGGAUUAACCGACGAAGAUUUGUGUGAACUUAGAGGGUGUAUUGAGCUAGGGUUCAGAUUCGACGAAGAACAAGGGCAAAAACUAUGCAAUACAUUGCCUGCUUUAGACCUUUAUUUCGCCGUAAAUCGUCAAAUCUCGUCGAGUCCGAUUUCAAGCUCUCAUCCGCCGUUGGUGUCGUCGUUACCUUCUUUUGAGAGUGAGCUAGCAUGGAAAAUUUGCAAGCCAGGAGAAAAUCCUCAAGUAGUGAAGACUAAGCUAAAGCAUUGGGCACAAGCUGUGGCAUGUGUUGUGAAGCAGUCAUAUUGA
Hibiscus syriacus is the source of this 576-nucleotide messenger RNA. RefSeq lists its product as uncharacterized. The transcript is spliced from 2 exons. NCBI's taxonomy places the organism in Eukaryota, Viridiplantae, Streptophyta, Magnoliopsida, Malvales, Malvaceae. The coding region runs from base 1 to 576 and encodes 191 amino acids. The record is from RefSeq and is a predicted model, not a curated record.